AUGCAUCGCCUCCCCCCGGGCCCCGGCGCUCCCCGCACGGGCCCCGGCCCUCGGCACGGCCCCGGGCCCCGUCCAACGGCUCGGUACCUGCGCGGGGCUCGGGGCUCGGCGCUGCCCCGCCGCUCCCCGGCAACCGCCGCCACCACGGCCGGGCCGCCGCACUACGGGCCCCAGCGCGCCCCGCGCCGCUCCGCCCCGCCCCGCCGCGCCGCCUUCCCCGCGCCCCAGAGCCGCGGACACACCGGCGAUGGGCUGUCACCAUCGCCGCACACAGCCGCGGGACAGCUCUGCCGUGUCCAGGCGAGCGCCCAGCAAAGGCAGCCCCAGCUCGAUGGCUGGCGGAUGUUCCAUAGGUUCCAGAGCCGCGGUCCGUGUCGGGCAGCAGCCGCCUCCGUCCAGGCAGGAGGCACCGCCUGCUCCUCCCACGGCUCCUGGGCCAGGCCUGUGGGCAGGCGCGACUACAGAUUCCCCAUGUUCUAUCAGGAACAGGCCCUCAUUCCCGCAGUUCCCCUCCCGGCGUUACCUGACGGCGCUUGGGGCCCGGGCCCGCCCUCAGAGCGGCCGGCGGGCGCCGGGCGGACGCUGCGGGCGCUGAUUGGCUGCGGCAGUGACAGCCGAGUGCUGAUUGGCUGGCUGAUGGCGCCGCCGUGGCCCUUGCCCUGA
Hirundo rustica (Barn swallow) is the source of this 663-nucleotide messenger RNA. Its product is annotated as MAPK-interacting and spindle-stabilizing protein-like. NCBI's taxonomy places the organism in Eukaryota, Metazoa, Chordata, Aves, Passeriformes, Hirundinidae. The record is from RefSeq and is a predicted model, not a curated record. The transcript has 3 exons. Bases 1 to 663 code for a protein of 220 amino acids.